Messenger RNA from Prosopis cineraria, 954 nucleotides. Its product is annotated as protein BPS1, chloroplastic-like. The transcript has a single exon. Bases 1 to 954 code for a protein of 317 amino acids. The record is from RefSeq and is a predicted model, not a curated record. NCBI's taxonomy places the organism in Eukaryota, Viridiplantae, Streptophyta, Magnoliopsida, Fabales, Fabaceae.
AUGGCACUGUUACUUCAGAAAUUCGCCAAGUAUCAGAAGCAAACCCCACCCCUUCGUCAUGAUUCCGAGGAGGAACAUGCUCUCUCUGCUUCUCUGCAGGAUUUUCGGUCCCAGAUCUCAAAGUUGGUUGCUCAGUUAGGGUUUAGUUUGGAGCACGCCGGCUCUCAGAACCUGUCCUUGUCCUGGAUCAACAAGUUCUUUGGGCUGUUACAGGUGACUCACAAGGCCUUCGCGAAUCUGGUUGUGGAUAUCGAUUAUCCGAUUAGCAAGUGGAGCUCCGAUUCUAUUGAAGGGUAUCUCAACUAUUGCUUGGCUUUGCUUCAGCUUUUUAAUGCAAUUUCUUCUUCUCUCUCUCUCAUCGGCCAAUCUCGGCUUUCGCUGUCUUUUGGGUUGAUUAAGUUCAAGAAAUCGGCUUCUUCUGCGAAAGAUUACCUGAAAGGAAUCGAAAUUGGGCCUGGUAAGAAUAAGACUAGCCCCAAUUUGGAGGGUGGAUUUUGCAGUGGAAGAGACAAAUCAAAGGGCUUCUCUUGCAAAGAGAGGGUUCUUGGAGAAUCUAUUCAGGAAUUAAGAACUGUCGGAUUCUGGGUGUGUGGAAUUGUUCUUUCAGGUGUAGCCGGCGAUGCCGGCUCGUACAUGGAGAUCAGAAAAAAAUUAGGGUCCAGCUCGGUGGUUGCCCCUCUUGAUUCCAAAAUCGGUGAGAAACUCCCGGCUUUGAAGGAGGUGAAAGAGAUCAACGACGCUGUGGGUGAUCUUCUCGCUGCUUCCGAAUCCGACGAUGCCGUGAAAGAUGAUGCGGCCAUGGAGUUGCAGAAGAAGGUGGAUUUGUUCCAGAAGGGACUGGACGAUCUAAGCAAGGAGGUUGAUGAUAUGUUCAACAAGGUCAUGACACAGAGAAACGAGUUGAUUGACUGCUUCAGAUUCAGAGACCGAUCACCUAGAAAAUCCGUUGUUUGA